This is a messenger RNA of Aspergillus neoniger CBS 115656, 634 nucleotides long. RefSeq lists its product as uncharacterized. The record is from RefSeq and is a predicted model, not a curated record. NCBI's taxonomy places the organism in Eukaryota, Fungi, Ascomycota, Eurotiomycetes, Eurotiales, Aspergillaceae. The transcript is spliced from 3 exons. The coding region runs from base 144 to 470 and encodes 108 amino acids.
CAUCAAUCAUUCAUAUCCAAUUCUACUUCAUUCCCAAUAAUCACCCAUUCAACAUCACUCAUCCACUUACUCAACACGCAAAUCCAAAUAAAAACCCCCGAGUGAACCAAACAAAGGAAAGAAAAAAGAAAGAAAGAAAGAAAAUGCAACCCCCCAAACCAAGAGUGAUCAUGGACCCUCACCACCGCCAACCACUACCACCCCGUGGACAACGUCCAGCGGGAGCAGCAGGUAUCAAAGAUAUCCGCCAAACGAAAGAAUAUAAACUUGCUGCGAGACGAUGGAUAUCAGUAAUGGUGGGAUUACCCAUCUUGAUGUAUACGUCUUGGAGUUUGUAUGAGAGGACGUAUGGGGAUAAGAGGCCGAAGAGGUUGGUGGAGAGGUCGUCUACUUCUUCUACUACUACUACUAUUACUCCUUCGGGGGUGAGUUCUGGGAAGGGGGAGGGGGAGGGGGAGGGGGAGAAGUAAGUAGGGAUUUGAUUAUAGGAUGGGUGGACUUGAGGGUAGGGAUGGGUGUAUUGUAUUGUAUUUAUAUGAGGUAUGAUGAAUUGCGGUUGUUAUUGCUUUGGGGAGGAGUGUAUAAUAUUAUUUGUGCGUUUGUUCGUUUGUACGCUGUGCGUUGAGUGUGAUUG